Molecule: messenger RNA, 1949 nt
Organism: Anthonomus grandis grandis
Lineage: Eukaryota; Metazoa; Arthropoda; Insecta; Coleoptera; Curculionidae
Product: chitooligosaccharidolytic beta-N-acetylglucosaminidase-like
Exons: 4
Coding region: 119-1915 (598 amino acids)
Biological process (GO): carbohydrate metabolic process; ganglioside catabolic process; glycosaminoglycan metabolic process
Cellular component (GO): membrane
Molecular function (GO): beta-N-acetylhexosaminidase activity
Source: RefSeq, a predicted model, not a curated record
AAACAAUCGUACUGAGGUUUAGUACUUACAAUAACAAUUUAAACAAAUAAAUGAGCUAUAUAAGCAUUUAUGAUUGAAACACUUUCAUUACUAUUUUAGUUUUAAAUUCAUCGACAAGAUGUAUAAAAUACUGAUUUUGUGUUCCCUAUUUUGCUUUGGUGCUGUUACUAGCAGUUUAUUAUCACCAUACCACUACGUUUGCACCGAAGGCUACUGCAUAAAAACCGAAAUAACCCCGGAUACCGUUUCCCCCCUCAGUUUAGCGGAGUGUAACCUACAAUGCCUCAGUGGUUCCGUUCUUUGGCCAAAACCGACCGGAAACAUCAACAUUUCCAACCUGACAGAAGUCAAUGUGGCCAGCUUUUCCUAUAGUUUUCCAGAAAAUACUUCAAUCAGCAACUUGGUGAAAAAAUCCUUCAAAAUCUUUUUAGCUAGCAUCAAAAGCUAUGCCUCCUGCAAAACGUUUUUGACCAAAAAAAGCCCUAGUGCUUCUUCCGUGAGCAUUUCCUUUCAAAUCAGUAAUCAGAGUAUUAAUUAUUUGACUUUCAACGAUACUGAUGAAAGUUACAGUAUUUCUUCAUCCAGUAAUGGAAACCUCAUAAAUAUAACCAUACAAGCAGCUACAUUUUUUGGUGCAAGACAUGCCCUGGAAACCCUAAGUCAACUUUUUAUCUAUGAUGAUUUAAGAAAUCGAAACCUCUUUCCAUCCAACAUAACCAUUUCCGACUCCCCAGCUUAUGCUUGGAGAGGAGUCACUUUAGAUACAUCCAGAAACUACGUCAAGCCUUCUGUAAUUAAGCGCACCCUUAAAGCUAUGGCCGCAUCCAAAAUGAAUACCUUUCACUGGCAUAUAACUGACUCGCAUAGUUUUCCCUAUGUCUCUGCUUCCCAUCCAGAAUUAUCCCACUAUGGAGCCUACUCCCCAUCUAAGAUUUACGAUAAUUCUACAAUUAUGCAUAUUAUUGAGUAUGCCAGAAUUCGAGGAAUCCGAGUAGUUCCAGAAUUGGAUAGUCCAGCUCAUGUGGCAGAAGGAUGGUUGCAAAAAGGAGUAAUCACUUGCUUUAAUUGGACACCUUGGAGCACUUACUGUGCUGAACCUCCUUGUGGUCAGUUUGAUCCUUCUAAAGAAGAAUUGUAUGACUUACUGGAAGAUGUAUAUGGUGAUAUGCUUGCUCAAUUCGGCACAGAGGUGUUCCACAUGGGGGGUGAUGAAGUUAAUAUGGCUUGCUGGAACGGUACCACCGAUCUCACCGCUUGGAUGGUUGAUAUAAAAGGUUGGGGCGUCACAAAAAACGAUUUUCUGAAGCUAUGGGGUUACUACCAGACUGAAGCUGCCUCACGCCUAUCCAUCAAAGCUGGGAAAGAUAUCCCGGUGAUUUUAUGGAGUAGUGAUCUGACCAAACAGGAAAAUGUCACGAGUGUUCUGGACCCCACAAGAUACGUGAUCCAGGUGUGGGAUGGGUCCGGUGACUUGAGUAUUCCCCCUUUGCUCAGCAACGGUUACAAUAUCUUACUAAGUAACUACGAUGCUACUUAUUUAGAUUGUGGGUUUGCUGCUUGGGUUAGCUCUGGAAACAACUGGUGUACUCCAUACAAGGGAUGGCAAGAGUUGUAUGAUAAUAAGCCAGAAAAAAUUGCUGGUAUUUACAAGAAACAAGUCUUAGGCGGAAUAACUGCUCUAUGGUCCGAACAAGCUGGAUCAACUUCAGUUGAUAAUAAAGUAUGGCCUAGGGCAGCCGCUUAUGCGGAAACCCUCUGGACUGAGCCCACUGGCGACUACUCAGAAGCCGAAGAAAGGAUGUUGAUCCAUAGGGAUCGACUGGUGAAGCUGGGGAUUGAUGCUGAUGAAAUUCAACCAGAGUGGUGCAGAAGAUAUCAACAAUAUUGUCCAAUUUCAGGAAAGUUUAAUGUGUGAUUUGUUAAAUAAAGUCCGUGUAUUUUUUAAUAAA